AUGGCACCUAUGGAGUACGGUUACUGUCCUCAACAAGCAGCAGGUGCUGCCGUGAGCCCCUCCCCCGUCACAGAGAACUCACAGGCGACUGAGAUCGAGACUGAAGACUCUUAUGAACCUGAGACUGAUGACAGUCAUGAUUGGCAAGAGACAAGAGAAGAUCUGUCAGAAUUAAACUUGAAAAAUAAGAAACCAAAGAGUGGUGAGAGACCACAUAGGUGCACAGAGUGUGGUAAAAGAUUUAACCAAAAAGCGCAUCUGACCACACACAUGUUAGUUCAUACAGGAGAGAAACCCUUCAGCUGCCUUGAGUGCAGUAAAAUAUUUAGCCUAAAACAUAAGCUGACCAGACACAUGUUAGUUCACACAGGAGAGAAACGCUACAGCUGCUCUUAUUGUGAGAAAAGAUUUACCGAUCCGUCUACUUUGAGAAAUCACAUGGCAAAUCACAAAGGGGAGAAACCUGUCAGUUGCUCUAUUUGCAGUAAAGCAUUUCAACAAAAAGGAGCCCUUACCCAACACAUGUUAGUUCAUACAGGAGAGAAACCUUUCAGCUGCCUUGAGUGUGGUAAGAGAUGGAAUCAUAAAGGGUCUCUGACCAGACACAUGAGAGUUCACACCGGAGAAAAACCUUUCAGCUGCUCUCAAUGUGAGAAGAGAUAUAUCGAUAAGCCUAGUUUGAAUUAUCACAUGGCAACUCACAGAGGGGAGAAACCAUUCAGCUGCCUUGAGUGUGGUGCCUUAAGGUUUAACCUGCAAGGAAGUCUGACCAAACACAUGAUGAUUCACACAGGAGAAAAACCCUUCAGCUGCUCUGAGUGUGGUAAAAGGUUUAACCAAAAAGGCCAUCUGACCACACACAUGUUAGUUCAUACAGGAGAGAAACUCUUCAUUUGCUCUGAGUGUGGUAAAAGAUUUAACAGAAAAGAGCAUAUGACCACACACAUGAUGAUUCACACGGGAGAGAAAUCUUUCAGUUGUUCUAAUUGCAGUAAAGCAUUUAAACAAAAACGAGCCCUAACCCAACACAUGAUGAUUCACACAGGAGAGAAACUCUUCAGCUGCUCUCAGUGUGAGAAAAGAUUUACCCAUAAGGCCAGUCUGACAUAUCACAUGAAAUAUCACAGAGGGGAGAAACCCUUCAGCUGCCUUGAGUGUGGUAAAAGAUUUUACCUGCGAGCUAAUCUGAUUGCACAUAUAAAAGUUCAUUCAGGUGACAAACCUUACAGCUGCCUUGAGUGUUGUAAAAGAUUUUACCUGCAAAGAAAUCUGACGCUACACGUGUUUACUCAUACGGGAGAAAAACCCUUUAGCUGCUCUGAAUGUGGAAUACGAUUUAGCCGAAAAGAGAAUCUGAAGAGACACAAUAAAAUUCACAUAAGGGAGAAAGCAAAUAAAGUCUAAUUUAAAACUUCACAUGGUUACCCCACUUUGGCAAGCUGCCCAGGUAUAUUUUCCACAUACCAUUAGAAUUUAAAACAAACUAGAAGAUAAUUGAUCGCCGUUGCUCUGUACCCCUUGCAUACAUGUCACAGGUCUGGACACUCUGUAGGUAACCAGAGAGGGAAGAAAGACAGGGAUCUACACUGUGACGUCUCUUUGAAUGACAAG
This is a messenger RNA of Labrus mixtus (cuckoo wrasse), 1611 nucleotides long. RefSeq names its product gastrula zinc finger protein XlCGF57.1-like. The coding region runs from base 1 to 1404 and encodes 467 amino acids. Gene Ontology annotation, biological process: regulation of transcription by RNA polymerase II. Gene Ontology annotation, molecular function: DNA-binding transcription factor activity, RNA polymerase II-specific; RNA polymerase II cis-regulatory region sequence-specific DNA binding. NCBI's taxonomy places the organism in Eukaryota, Metazoa, Chordata, Actinopteri, Labriformes, Labridae. The transcript has 3 exons. The record is from RefSeq and is a predicted model, not a curated record.